AUGAGGGUGCUCCUGAGUUUGUGUGCUGUGCUGGUGCUACUUUGGUCCACUGUCCAGUGUCGCCCUGCCCAUGAUCACAGUCACCAUGGCAAUGAUCACAGUCACCAUGACAAUGAUCACAGUCACCAUGGCAAUAACGACUUCAGCAUUUCUGCCAAUGGAAGCCUGAAGAUAUACCAGGAGAACCUGGACUUUGCUUUCCGUCUGUACAAGCACAUCUCCGCCCAGCCCGAUUCUCAGUCCAAGAACGUCUUCUUCUCCCCGCUGAGUGUGUCCGUUGCCCUGGCUGCUCUGUCCGUGGGCGCCAGAGGGAAGACGCACCAGCAGCUCUUUGAAGGUCUGGGCUUCAACAGCACAGAAAUCACCACAGAGGAAGUGAACCAGGCCUUCCAACACAUCCAUCACAACCUCAAUGAGAAAACGGACGUUGACCUGUCGCUCGGGAACGCACUCUUCAUUGGACAAGACUUCAAGCCACGUCCUGAGUUCCUGGCGAGCAUGAAACGCUAUUACGAGUCAGAGGGUUUCAGCACCAACUUCAGCAAGCCUGAAGAGGCCAAGGAACAGAUCAAUAAGUAUGUCAAUGAAAAGACCAAGGGUAAAAUAUCAGAUCUGGUUCAGGAUGUGGAUCCCCAAGCAGUCAUGUAUCUCAUCAACUACAUCUACUUCAAAGGACGUACAGUGUAUAUGUCCCGUAAGACCUCAUAUCAACUCAAAGAAAUCCUUUCUGAAAUGGGAAUCACUGACAUAUUUGGGGAUACUGCAGACCUCACUGGAAUAUCAGAGGAAGGGAAAUUGCAUGUAUCUAAGGUUAUGCACAAGGCUGUCUUGGACGUGGACGAGGCUGGAGCAACAGCAGCCGCAGCCACAGGAAUCGAAAUGAUGCUGACUUCAGCACGAUUCCCCGCACCCCCCGUCUUGAAAUUUGACCAUCCUUUCAUGGUUUUUGUGCUCAAUCGUGAAACCAGAAAUGAAACUUUCGUCCACAUCAUGAAUGCAGAGUUCUCCAAGGACAACUCAAACAGCUGGGUGGCGCUGCUACCAUUCCGCAGUCCCAGAGUGGUGUCGAGGACCCGGCCCUAG
Molecule: messenger RNA, 1083 nt
Organism: Conger conger (European conger)
Lineage: Eukaryota; Metazoa; Chordata; Actinopteri; Anguilliformes; Congridae
Product: serpin A3-8-like
Exons: 4
Coding region: 1-1083 (360 amino acids)
Biological process (GO): negative regulation of endopeptidase activity
Molecular function (GO): protein binding; serine-type endopeptidase inhibitor activity
Source: RefSeq, a predicted model, not a curated record